Messenger RNA from Frankliniella occidentalis (western flower thrips), 346 nucleotides. Its product is annotated as myosin light chain kinase family member 4-like. NCBI's taxonomy places the organism in Eukaryota, Metazoa, Arthropoda, Insecta, Thysanoptera, Thripidae. The record is from RefSeq and is a predicted model, not a curated record. Gene Ontology annotation, cellular component: nucleus. Gene Ontology annotation, molecular function: ATP binding; protein serine/threonine kinase activity. Gene Ontology annotation, biological process: protein phosphorylation; intracellular signal transduction; positive regulation of apoptotic process.
CCUGUCUGUUCGCAGCCGAGUGCGGGGAUGAGCCGCCGCCGCCGCCCUUCGCUCCGCGCCUGGUGACCGUGGAGCCGAUGGAGGGCGAGGCCGGGACCGGAGGCUUCGCGUCGCGCUUCGAGCUGCUGGAGGAGCUGGGCAAGGGCCGGUACGGCGUGGUGCACCGCGUCACGGAGCGCGCCACGGGCCACACGCUGGCCGCCAAGGUGAUCCGCACCAUCAAGGCCAAGGACCGGCAGCAGGUGCACGACGAGAUCGCCAUCAUGAACGUGCUGCGCCACCCCAAGCUGCUGCAGCUGGCCGCCGCCUUCGAGGGCCCCAAGGAGAUGCUCAUGGUCAUGGAGUA